UAUAACCAGUGCGCGUGUACUAAACAUCGACAUAACUUCUGUCACUUCACAACUGCUUCAUAUGCGUCUAUGGAUAAAAACGUGCACCAUCGGGACUUCUACAGAAGACAUUAAAAUAUGCAAUGGCAUUUUUAUAAGACACGUGUAGACAUAUAUUUUUCUUUACUCAGAUUCGGGUUUUGAUGCCAUGUCACAGAGAUAACGCUUUCAGGUCUGAUUGAACUGUGCGUAAAACCUCAUUUUUUUGGAGACUUCGUUGGACUGAAUUAAUAAAGGAGAACUUGAGGAAAUGUCGAAACCUAUGGAUCAUGUCAAACGUCCUAUGAACGCUUUUAUGGUGUGGUCGAGAGCUCAGAGACGAAAGAUGGCACUGGAUAACCCGAAGAUGCACAACUCUGAGAUCAGCAAGCGCCUCGGAGGAGAGUGGAAACUUCUGUCGGACUCUGAAAAGCGACCUUUUAUAGACGAGGCCAAGCGCCUCCGAGCCGUCCACAUGAAAGAACACCCGGAUUACAAAUACAGACCCCGGCGAAAGCCCAAAAACUUGAUCAAAAAAGACCGGUAUCACUUUAACGUGGCCUACAAUCUGGGUGACAGCGACACGUUGAAAAGUGCGCGGUUGCCCGGCGACGCGCUCACGGACUCCAUGAUGGGCAGCGCGGAGAAAAGUGCUGUUUCUGCAGCUACUCGGGUGUUUUUCGGACACCACCUGCCCGCCAACCCCUAUCCGUAUAUCGACCUGGCGUCUAAAAUGUCGGAAUUACCACCUGCGCCGUUUCCACAUUAUUCAGUGCUCGGGUAUCCCGCCGGGUUCUCCGCGUUUCCCGGGAUGGGGAUUUUGGCCGGCGCGCCGCACGCUCACCCGGGUAACCAGGGCCACAUGAUGCCCUACAACUCCACGGGCUGGCCGGGUUCUGGACCUGGUGUUCCUUCGACUUACGUACUUUUACCAGGAAUGACCAAAGCCCAGCAUGAACCUUACCUGGCGUACGCUGCGGCCAUAUGAGUCCCAUGAAUCUACAGGACUAAACUGAUAUUGUGGGCUGAGGUCACGUGCACUUGUUUAGAAGCUUUGCAUUUGUAAAAAAUAAAUAAAAUGUCAACUAUUACUUGUUUAAAGGAAAAUGAUUUUCAUCUUUAUAAGUGGAACCCUGAGUCUUUAUUGCAUGCA
This is a messenger RNA of Paramisgurnus dabryanus, 1171 nucleotides long. RefSeq names its product SRY-box transcription factor 21a (gene sox21a). Gene Ontology annotation, biological process: neuron differentiation; brain development; negative regulation of transcription by RNA polymerase II. Gene Ontology annotation, molecular function: DNA-binding transcription activator activity, RNA polymerase II-specific; RNA polymerase II cis-regulatory region sequence-specific DNA binding. The record is from RefSeq and is a predicted model, not a curated record. Gene Ontology annotation, cellular component: nucleus. NCBI's taxonomy places the organism in Eukaryota, Metazoa, Chordata, Actinopteri, Cypriniformes, Cobitidae.